This is a messenger RNA of Trichoplax adhaerens, 1590 nucleotides long. RefSeq lists its product as uncharacterized. Lineage: Eukaryota; Metazoa; Placozoa; Uniplacotomia; Trichoplacea; Trichoplacidae. The transcript has 11 exons. Gene Ontology annotation, biological process: tRNA methylthiolation. The record is from RefSeq and is a predicted model, not a curated record. The coding region runs from base 1 to 1590 and encodes 529 amino acids. Gene Ontology annotation, molecular function: tRNA (N(6)-L-threonylcarbamoyladenosine(37)-C(2))-methylthiotransferase activity; 4 iron, 4 sulfur cluster binding. Gene Ontology annotation, cellular component: endoplasmic reticulum.
AUGUCCGUAGAUAGCCAAAGGAACGCAGUAGAAGAUAUCGAAGAUUUAAUCUCCAAAGAGGAAUCGUAUUCUGUUGAUGUAAGAUCAAAAAUAUCAAGAAAUAAUGUGAAAUUGCGAUCGCGUCCAUCUAAACGGCAAGGUAAGAGCGAUUCCAAUGUUGAGGUGGAUGAAAAAGCUGUUGGAGACAGUAUCAUCCCUGGAACACAAGGUAUCUACAUCCGUACUUGGGGAUGUUCACAUAACAAAUCUGAUGGUGAAUAUAUGGCCGGUCAAUUGAGCAGUUAUGGAUAUAAAAUCACUGAAAUACCAGAAGAAGCUGAUUUAUGGUUGUUGAAUAGCUGCGCUGUCAAAAAUCCAGCUGAAGACAGCUUUUAUAAUGAUAUUCGUAAGGCGAAGGAGUUAAAAAAGUAUCUGGUUUUGGCCGGUUGUGUUCCUCAAGGUCAAAAAAGGCACCCCUUAAUGGAUGGUAUAAGUGUAGUAGGGGUUCAACAAAUUGACCGCGUAGUUGAAGUAGUUGAAGAAACAUUGAAAGGGCAUUCAGUUAGAUUAUUUGGACAGAAAAGAAAGAAUGGAAAAAAAUUGGGUGGUGCACCUUUGAAUCUACCUAAAAUUCGAAAAAAUCCACUGGUAGAGAUCAUUGCUAUAAAUACAGGAUGCCUUAAUGCAUGCACUUAUUGCAAGACAAAACAUGCAAGGGGAGAUUUGGGAAGCUAUCCCAUCGAGGAUAUAGUCGAAAGAGCAAAAACUGCCUUCAAUGAAGGAGUUGCUGAAAUAUGGAUAACUAGCGAAGAUACAGGCGCUUAUGGAAUUGAUAUCGGCGUCUCGUUACCGGAUUUACUAUGGCAGUUGGUCAAAGUCAUACCUGACGGUGCUAUGUUAAGAAUUGGAAUGACCAAUCCACCCUAUAUCCUUGAACAUCUAGAAGAAAUGGCUAAGAUAUUAUCUCAUCCUCGUGUAUACUCAUUCCUUCACGUACCUGUCCAAGCAGGGUCGGACAAAGUUCUAUACGAUAUGCGUCGGGAAUAUACUGUUACUGAUUUUGAGAAGGUUGUGAAUUAUUUAAGUGACAAAGUACCUGGUAUUACUAUUGCAACUGACAUAAUUUGUGGAUUUCCGACUGAAGAGAAAGAUGAUUUUGCGAAAACCUUACGUUUGAUUGAACGUCACAAGUUUCCAAGUGUAUUUAUCAAUCAAUUUUAUCCCCGACCUGGUACACCCGCAGCAAAAAUGAAACGUAUACCGACGGAAGAAGUCAAGAAUAGGUCUCGUGAAUUAACGCAGUUAUUCAAGUCUUACCGUCCGUACGAUCACAAGCUAGGAGAGAGACAAAGAAUUCUAAUAACGGAAUUAUCUCACGAUGGUAAUCAUUUCGUCGGUCAUAAUAAAUUUUAUGAUCAAGUGUUAGUUCCUAUGGAUAUGGAUCUACUAGGCAAAACGGUCGAGGUGGAUAUUAUAGAAACUGGAAAGCAUUACUUAAUGGGGAGGGUAGUUCGUGAAACACUUGUAAAUAUGCCACGCCUAUCGCUUACUUCGAAAGAAUUUGCUGCAAAAGAUGCCAACAGUACAGUAAGUAAUAUAUGUAUAUUGUGA